Molecule: messenger RNA, 1506 nt
Organism: Rhizoctonia solani
Lineage: Eukaryota; Fungi; Basidiomycota; Agaricomycetes; Cantharellales; Ceratobasidiaceae
Product: von willebrand factor type A domain protein
Exons: 5
Coding region: 1-1506 (501 amino acids)
Source: RefSeq, a predicted model, not a curated record
AUGCCAAAGUUUGUGCCUUCCUUUCCUUUUUCGUCCCUCUCACUGGACGCUGAUAGUCAACGGCAUGUCGGCCAUAAGAAGCCCCGGGUCAAUCUCCGGUCCCAUGCCUCUGGGCAGUACCACUGCGGUGGAGGACAACCGCGCUCAGCAUCCGGAAGCAGUAGUCGACUAAGGAGAGACAGACGACGGAGCAGAUCCAUUACACCUUCCUCGCCCUCCUCGCCAACCCUCCCGCACGCCAGCCUAAGUCACAACUCGAGGGCUCCACCGCGCCGGGAUUCGGUUUCCACAGUCAGCACCGCACCGCCACCUUACACCGCAGAACCUGCUCGCAGAGAAGUCCAACUUGCCGAGGCUCCACCCCCACCUGUCCCGCCACGGGACUACCCCGGAGCAUCUUCAUCUUCGUCAUCGUCGAGUCCACGUAAUUAUGGAUACCCUCGAGAAAAGAAGGGGUCCAUUAGUUUUGGUCAAGCCGGGGAGACUGUCCAGUCGUCCCACCAACGUACCUCCUCGCACUCGAUACUCGUCAGGCCAUCUACGCGGCCCAUGUCUCAAGGACCAAGACGCCCAAUGCCCGGGUUGAUUUCAACGGCUCCACCACCCAUGCCUGGCGGUUUCAGAGCUGAAAUGCUCGCGAUGGAGGACGGGAGACGAGCAAGCGGUGACUCGGGUAUCGAUUGCGAUAGCCCUGAGGAUACCGAAUUCCCCAACACUAGCGGCGAGCAUGGUCCGAUAUUUGACACGGAGCGGAGAGCUCAUGCUCAGGGGAGGAAUACCACAACUUGGGAUCGCGUACAUACACCUGUGGUAGUGUCGAGUCGAAGAGGGUCCAAAGAGGACCCGUUGGACAUGCUAAGGCGCUACAAGACCGUGAUGAUUGUCGACGACUCGAGUUCGAUGGAGGGCACUUCGUGGACCGAGGCGCGAGAAGCCCUCGCAGGACUUGCGGAUGCGGCCGCGAAAUACGACCAAGAGGGAAUCGAUGUGCAUUUCUUAAACGACGAGCGUGUGGGUAUAAAUAUGAAGAAUGGCGUUGAAGUUAAACGGCUGUUCGACUAUGUUCACCCAAACGGGAUAACCCCCACCGGCGAAAAACUCGAACAGCUUUUGCUCGCAUAUAUGGACCGGCUCGAGCGUGCGCGAGAACAGGACCCGGAAGGAGAGUUCAAGUUGAUUAAACCCAUCAAUUUUAUCGUAAUCACGGACGGCGCACCAACGGAUGAUCCUGAAAGCGUUAUAGUGUCCAUCGCACGACGGCUAGAUGUGGGCCACUUUCCGUUGAUGCAAGUCGGGAUCCAAUUCGUUCAAAUCGGAACAGCAGAGGACACUGCCGAAGCUCUACGUGAACUCGACGAUGGGUUGGCACAUCAACACGGAAUUAGGGACAUGGUGGAUACCACACCCUACACAGGAUCCGAAUUUAAUACCGAUCUUUUGGUCAAGAUUCUCCUGGGAGGUAUCAAUCGGCGUGUGGACCGGUACGGUGCUGCCGCCGUUGUCUGA